AUGUCAGCUAAACAGGCCCUCGCAAUACACUCGUCAAUUACAAAGUUCCGUCCCGAACUUUUUGUCGAGUUUUGCGCUUAUUUAACGCCAAGUGAUUUAUUCAUCCUUUCUAAAGUAUGUCGUCAAUUUUAUUGUUACUUAAGUGCACCAAAUUCCUUUUCUACCCAACAAAUAUGGAAGAGAUCUCGAUUAAAAUUUAUGACAAAUGACUUGAUGCCUCCACCAAAUGGAAUGAAUGAAGAAUGUUAUUAUAACAUUGUGGAUUAUCCACGAGUCUUGCUUGAAAUCAUGCCAUUUAUUAACGAAUAUGGUAACAUAUAUUAUUGGAAAGAACAAUUAGAUUUUGAACGUGAUCAAUACACGUUAUUUUCUCAUAGUCAUUUAUCGAAUUUGCAAUCUUGGUUAGAUGUUAAAAAAAAUAAGUUUGAUUCUAUAAUGAAAUAUGCUAAAGAUAUACAAAUAAAAAAAGUAGAGAAAAGGACAAGACCAAAAGCCCUCAGUCCUUGA
Molecule: messenger RNA, 507 nt
Organism: Funneliformis geosporum
Lineage: Eukaryota; Fungi; Glomeromycota; Glomeromycetes; Glomerales; Glomeraceae
Source: the annotation of a GenBank genome assembly